Sarcophilus harrisii (Tasmanian devil) is the source of this 5319-nucleotide messenger RNA. It is a transcript of the gene CDC14B, whose product is annotated as cell division cycle 14B. Gene Ontology annotation, molecular function: protein tyrosine/serine/threonine phosphatase activity; protein serine/threonine phosphatase activity. The transcript is spliced from 14 exons. The record is from RefSeq and is a predicted model, not a curated record. Lineage: Eukaryota; Metazoa; Chordata; Mammalia; Dasyuromorphia; Dasyuridae. Gene Ontology annotation, biological process: regulation of exit from mitosis; protein dephosphorylation; positive regulation of cytokinesis. Bases 695 to 2158 code for a protein of 487 amino acids. Gene Ontology annotation, cellular component: mitotic spindle; centrosome; spindle pole.
AGAAUCCCCCCCCCCCCCCAGGGGUUCCCAGGAGCUGCUGGCCCCGGUGCACUCAACCGUCUCACCCACCGGGGCUGUAGCAGCCUUAAUAGCUGCUGUGUUACCAUCAUCAGGCAGCUUCUACCAUCAUCACCACCUUGAAGCUGCAGGGAACGUGGGGGCGGGUUAAAGAGAGAAGGAGGAGAAGAAGGAGGAGCUGCCGCUGUUAUUGCCGCCGCCGCCGCCGCCGCCGCCGCAGCCACCGUGGGGGCUGCGGGCAAAAGGAGGCGGUGGCGAAGUAGGGGCUUCCUAGUCUGAUAGCUGAGGCCGUUCGUAGUGCGGAGAAGAGCGUUAACUUGGGCUCCUCCUCUUCUUCCUCCUCCACCACUUCCUUCAGCUAGUCGCCGCUCCUCCUCCUGCUCCUCCUCCCACUUAGCUGCGGAGGCUCGGGUCCCCCGUCUCCCCCUUCACUGCCCCCCCCAGCUCCACCACCAGCACCACCGCCGCCGCUAGAACCCCCUACCAUCAUCGACGCCACCAUCGACGCCACUACCACCAAGCACCAUCGCUUCCCAUUCCCCACCCCCUCGCUCCCGCCCCCUGCUUUUUCUCCUCCUCUGGAGAGCAUUGGUGCGGGGCUGGCUACAGCUACGGCCUCACGGGCGGGAGCUAAGGGCAAUGGUCGUGGGUCCCUGGACGCAACGCGCUCGGCUCCAUGAAGCGGAAGAACGAGAGAAGAUCCUCGAGCUGGCUCAAGGUCUCCACCACCAGGAGCUCGCUGGACUUAUUGGGAGCCAAGAAGAGCAGAAACUCCACCUCAGAGGACCUGGUGGAUCUGGAGCAGGAGGACAUUUACUUGGACAUCACCGAUCGCCUUUGUUUUGCCAUUCUUUACCAGAAACCAAAGAGUGCUGCAAACAUACACUAUUUCUCCGUAGAUGACGAAUUUGAAUAUGAGAACUUCUUCGCAGAUUUUGGACCACUCAAUCUGGCAAUGGUUUACAGAUAUUGUUGCAAGAUAAAUAAGAAAUUAAAGUCCCUUACAAUGAUAAGGAAGAAAAUAAUUCAUUUUACGGGCCAUGAUCAGAGAAAACAAGCAAAUGCAGCUUUCCUCAUGGGGUGUUACAUAAUAAUAUAUUUGGAGAAAUCUCCAGAAGAUACCUACAGGAUGCUGUUGGUUGGAAAUAUAUCCUAUAUUCCUUUCAGGGAUGCUUCCUAUGGUAAUUGCACUUUCUACAUAACACUGCUCGACUGUUUUCAGGCAGUACAUAAGGCAAUGCAGUAUGGUUUCCUUAAUUUUGAAAAGUUUGACCUUGAUGAUUAUGAACAUUAUGAAAAAGCAGAAAAUGGAGAUUUAAACUGGAUAAUACCAGGGCGAUUUAUUGCCUUCUGUGGCCCUCACCCAAGAAGCCGACUUGAAAGUGGUUACCACUAUCAUACACCUGAAGCCUAUAUUCCGUAUUUUAAAAGGCACAAUGUUACCACCAUUGUCAGACUCAACAAAAAAGCAUAUGAUGCCAGGAGAUUUACAGAGGCUGGUUUUGACCAUCAUGAGCUUUUUUUCGCUGAUGGUAGUAUACCCAGUGAUGCCAUAGUAAAAGAAUUUCUGAACAUCUGCGAAAAUGCCGAUGGUGUUAUUGCAGUUCAUUGCAAAGCUGGCCUUGGAAGGACAGGCACCCUGAUAGCCUGCUAUAUCAUAAAGCAUUAUAGGAUGACAGUUCCUGAAACCAUUGCUUGGAUCAGAAUUUGUAGACCUGGCUCUGUGAUUGGACCUCAGCAACAUUUUUUGGUGUCGAAGCAGGCAAGCCUUUGGACAGAAGGAGACUAUUACCGUAAGAAGUUAAGGGACCAGGAAAAUGGAAAACAUGCAGCUGCAGUCACAAAAAUCCUAACAGGGGUCGAUGACAUUUCAAUAAGUGAAACCCAAUCCGAAGAAACUAAAGAUUCUGAAUCGUACAGUGAUGAUGAUGAUGAUGAUGAUGAAAUAAAUGGAAUGACACAAGGUGAUAAGCUACUUGCCCUGAAAAGUAGAAGACGGGCAAAAUCAGCUACUUCAAUUCCUCUCACAUGUAUCCUAGCUGUGCUGACCUCUGCACUAUGUAGUAUUGUCAUCUGGUGGAUUGUUUGUGACUGCAUUCUUCCCAUCCUGCUAUUCUGUCUAGAUGGUUUAAGAACCUAGUAACCAUCAGGACCUUUUGACAGAUAGCCACUGUUAGCCACUCCAUUCCAAGGACUAGAGCAGUCUUGCGUUAAGUUUAUAAAAUAAAAAAUGUGGCCGGAACUGAAGGAAUCUUCUAGAAAAAGGAAAACUAUAGGACCCAGCACAAUUUGUUUGAAAACCAAACAAAAAGCAAAAAAAAAAAAAAAAUCUUAGUUGCUUCCAGCUAAGAGACUUGGUCAAUGAAGAAAAUGUACACAAGAGUUCAAUUCGUUGAAUUUAUUCAUAUUAUGAGUUUUGAAGCCAGUGAUUUGAUGGAGAACUCAAAUCUCUGUGUGAAGAAAUAUUUGAAGUGGCAAACAAAAGUCAUGUAUUGUAAAUUUAGUCUCAGGUGUAAAUAUGAAGCCCUCUGUUGUCAAGAGGGUCCAAGAGUCUGUUGGUGCAUGUGUAUAAAUUGUGAUGGCAAUCAUUUUUAGCUCUUGGCCUCCAAAGAAAAGGAGAAUCCAAGGCAAGCUUCUGUAUAUUUUUCUGUUUGUCUUUGCUAUCUUCUAUUAAGAUGUAAAAGGAGAAACUGCUUUAUUGAAAGUGUAUUUUUUCUUGAUUUGCUAUAAUUUGAUUUAUUUCAUGGUAAUUAACCAAAUACCACCAAACUGCUUGGUUUCCACCAAAAAGUGUUUUACUAGUUAACUGUAUAUAAACACUGUUAUGUGUUUUGGUACAAAGUGAUUGUUUCAGAGAAUAUUUGAAAACUAGAGAAAGAAUAUGAUCAUUGUUUUAGAAGGUCAAGAAGGAAAACUGGUUUCAAAUAGUUCAAAUGCUGCAUAACUUCAUUUCUCAUUUUUAAGACCAUUUCGUAAGUACAUAAGUGCUCUGUGACUGGUCACUGUUUUGUUGCCCAGUAAUAUAGAAAACUUUUCUUAAAAAAAAAAAUACUGUGGCUUCUUUCCCUUUACAAAACAAAAAUUACCAAGUGAUUUAAAUUUUUCUUAAGGUACUGCUUUAAUUGAAUUCUGCUUUUCCUUUUUUUCCUUAUCUGAUCUCCUUAAUUUCAAACUAUGUAUUACUUGCAUCUAUGGAUUUCAGUUAUUAGUAAAUAUGGAGACUUCACUUAUUGCCUUUAUUUAGGGUAUACAAAAAUGUAACUCUUUGUAUAGUGCCUUCAAACUAACGAAGCAGAGUACAUUCUGUGAAUAUUAAAUGACAAAAAUUUACAAAAAUUUAAUUUAAAACUUGAUGUAUCUUAUAGCUGUGGGGGCCCAAUGGCAAAGAAUAUUUGAGUAUCCUGAAUUCACAUAUAUUUCUUUUCUACAUGCACAUGAAAUGAAGUGUACAAUUGUUACUUCACUAGACCAGUUUCAGGCAAUCUAGUUUGAGAAGUUGGACCAUUGAAAUCUUGUAGAGAAUGGAUACUUUUAUAAUAUAAUACAAAUGCAUAGAAUAAAUGUUAGCCAUGUUUAUUUUUAUAUCUAAUUUAUUUUUAAGAGCUGUUGUUAAAAGAAAAAAAAAAGGCCCUAUUAGGCCUGAAGGAUGAUUGUAAUUAUAGCCUGUAAAUGCAAAAAACGAACAACAACAACAACAACAAAAAAAAAAAACUUUAGAGCAGUGGUUUCAUUUGGGGGGCAAGAGGUUAAUUCUCUCAUAUAAUUCUCAUAUAACACUGAUAAUGUUGAUAGCUGACAUAGGUUCUUGCAGUUUAGCACAAAAUAAUCCUAAAGAUUUGAGGGUAGUACUAGAAACUGUGGCUGCUAGGACUUUGGCUAUUAGAAUCAUUUCCCCUUGUGCCUUUAGAGGCUCCUCCUCUGUAGGCCACAUAGGGGGAAAAACUUUUCUGCUGUAUUAUGGUGGGGGGAGAGGAGGGGAAAGGGGAGAAGCACACAAUUAUAAAAAACAAAUAUAAAACUAAGCCUCCAAUUCUCAGGCCUGUUUUUUUUAUUCUUUCAUUUCUUUAAAGACUUUCCUCUAUUAAUAAUCAUAUAUAUAUAAUCAAACUAAAAUCUAAAACAUAGUUUCCAUAUUCAGCUUAUUGGCCUUUUAAAACAAAAUGGGAAAAUCUCUUACUCUCCAUCAUUCCAAAAUGAGCAACUUGUUUCCAAGACUAGUUAAGACAAUUCUUUUUUCCUUUUUUGGCAAAUCUUGGCUAAAAUGUUUGUUUCUACCAUAAAUUUCAGCCUCCAAAUUGCCAUCACAUGAUGAGUCCCUCAACUCAGCCUUUCUUGAAAUUCUAACCAUUUUAAAUGUCAGGAAGGAUUUUUCUCCCUCAUAUUUUAGGUUCAUCUGCUUUGUUCAUACCAGAAUUAGUCAUAGGAAGUCUGAGUUUGGUUAAAAAGAAUUUCUUUGUUGGCCCGCCCUCAGUGACUUGAGCUGGUAUGUGCCAAACAAAACAGCCGACAGAGCGUGUGGGUGGGAGUGGAGGGAGGACGACAUAUUUUGGGAUUAAGAAGCAUCUGGGUAUGGCUGCUGGAAAGAUUCCUGUUGUUAGAAGUCAGUUUGUUCUUGUUUUUUUGCUUUUUGAUCUCCAAAAAUAUAACCAAAUUGUUCUUCUAAGGUUUCUUACUCUUAAGCCCAUUUUGUAGCAGCAUUACUUAAACUCUUUGUCAGAUAAAAUUUCCUAAUCAAAGGAUACCCAGUGCCAUAAAAAAGUGGAUAGAAAACUAGCCACAGAAAUAGGAUCUGGAUUCAAGUCCAAUUUUUAUUAUGUACUUAUUCUGAGUAAAUUUAUUAACUUAUUGAUGUUUUAAUAUUGGCUUUUCAAAAAGAACCUAAAUUGAAGUGAAUGUGCUACUUUGUAUUGGUUAAGGAAAUUCCCCAUGUGUUGCUCUUGUAACCAUGAUGAAAUUCAGUAACAUCUCUCCUACCUCCACCCUCCCCAAAAAAAACAAACCAAAAAGUACAUUCAACAUUACUAGAUUUGUCUUGGCCACUCUGUAUUAUUUCAUGAUUAAACAAGUUAAAAUAUUUUUAGUACAUCUUUAAUCUCUUUGGGACUGAGAUAGUGAAAUUUAAAAGAAAUUUUCAAAAAUAGAAAUGUAUAUCUGAUUUAUUUUGACUAUGAAAGUAACUUUCAUUAUCUCUUCCUUUUCUCAAAAAAACAAAACAAACAAAAAAAAAAAAAAAACCCACCAAAUCAAUGAAGUGUUAAAAAUCUGCCUAUAGGAAAGUGAAGAAAAGUUUAAAAAACAAAC